Messenger RNA from Bipolaris sorokiniana ND90Pr, 234 nucleotides. RefSeq lists its product as uncharacterized. The record is from RefSeq and is a predicted model, not a curated record. The annotation marks the transcript as partial. NCBI's taxonomy places the organism in Eukaryota, Fungi, Ascomycota, Dothideomycetes, Pleosporales, Pleosporaceae. The transcript has a single exon.
CGGAACGGCGUGCCCGCGACAGAUGGCGGCUUCCUACAAAUCAUGAUGGCGACCAGAGGCAACACGGAGAUAGAGAGACUGGUGCUGCAGGAAAGACUGACGGCGAUCGACAAUAUAUCUCAGGAGCUGAAGAAUUUGAAGACUCGGUAUGGCGAGCUGGUUGGUGAGGACGUCUUAGGAGUUGCAGGGAGGCGAUUAGGGUUCGGGACAGUGGAGGAGACGGUGAGCUUAAGA